This is a messenger RNA of Xenopus laevis (African clawed frog), 2239 nucleotides long. RefSeq names its product N-ethylmaleimide sensitive factor S homeolog (gene nsf.S). Gene Ontology annotation, biological process: Golgi to plasma membrane protein transport; SNARE complex disassembly; intra-Golgi vesicle-mediated transport. Lineage: Eukaryota; Metazoa; Chordata; Amphibia; Anura; Pipidae. The record is from RefSeq and is marked provisional. Gene Ontology annotation, molecular function: ATP binding; ATP hydrolysis activity. Gene Ontology annotation, cellular component: Golgi stack; cytoplasm.
AUGGCGGUGCGGUCCAUGCAAGCAGCGCGGUGCCCCACUGAUGAGCUCUCCAUUUCCAACUGCGCCGUGGUCAAUGAGAAAGAUUUCCAGUCUGGCCAACAUGUGAAUGUGAGGACUUCCCCAAACCAUCGCUAUAUAUUCACCGUCAAGACUCACCACACCAUACUGCCAGGAAGCAUUGCGUUCAGUCUCCCGCAGAGAAAAUGGGCUGGACUCUCCAUUGGACAAGAUGUGGAAGUUGGGGUAUACACCUUUGACAAGACCAAACAGUGCAUCGGCACCAUGACCAUAGAGAUUGAUUUCCUGCAGAAGAAGAGCAUCGACUCCAACCCUUAUGACACGGACAGAAUGGCAGCGGAAUUCAUACAACAGUUCAACAACCAGGCCUUUUCUGUAGGCCAGCAGCUGGUGUUUAGUUUCAAUGACAAGCUUUUUGGGUUAGUGCUGAAAGAUAUAGAGGCCAUGGAUCCGAGCAUUCUUAAAGGAGAACCGUCAACAGGAAAGAGGCAGAAGAUAGAAGCUGGACUGGUGGUAGGGAACAGCCAGGUGGUUUUUGAGAAAGCCGACAGCUCCUCUCUGAAUCUCACAGGUAAAUCGAAGACAAGGCAGGACCGUCAGUCUAUUAUCAACCCAGACUGGAACUUUGAGAAGAUGGGCAUUGGAGGGCUGGAUAAAGAAUUCUCCGAUAUCUUCAGGAGAGCCUUUGCCUCCCGAGUCUUUCCACCAGAGAUUGUGGAGCAAAUGGGCUGCAAGCACGUUAAAGGCAUUCUCCUUUUUGGCCCGCCUGGUUGCGGCAAGACCCUGAUGGCUCGUCAGAUCGGUAAAAUGUUGAAUGCCCGCGAACCCAAAGUCGUCAAUGGGCCUGAAAUUCUGAACAAGUACGUGGGAGAGUCCGAGGCAAACAUACGCAAACUCUUUGCAGACGCAGAGGAGGAACAGAGACGGCUGGGCGCCAAUAGUGGGCUACACAUCAUCAUCUUUGAUGAAAUAGAUGCCAUCUGCAAGCAAAGAGGGAGCAUGGCAGGCAGCACUGGCGUCCAUGAUACUGUGGUCAAUCAGCUGCUGUCCAAGAUAGAUGGUGUGGAGCAGCUUAACAACAUUCUAGUCAUUGGGAUGACUAACAGGCCUGAUCUGAUAGAUGAAGCUCUUCUGAGACCUGGAAGAUUGGAGGUGAAGAUGGAGAUUGGGCUUCCUGAUGAGAAGGGUCGCCUGCAGAUCUUGCACAUACAUACAGCCCGGAUGAGGGAGCACAGCCUUCUCUCAGGGGAUGUGGAUGUUGGCGAACUGGCACAAGAAACCAAAAAUUUCUCUGGAGCAGAACUGGAAGGGCUAGUGAGGGCAGCCCAGUCAACAGCCAUGAAUCGGCACAUCAAGGCAACCACUAAAGUGGAGGUUGAUAUGGAAAAGGCAGAAUGUCUGCAAGUGACAAGAGGAGACUUCUUCACUUCUUUAGGGAAUGACAUAAAACCUGCUUUUGGAACAAACCAAGAGGACUAUGCCAGCUACAUAAUGAACGGCAUCAUUAAAUGGGGCGACCCUGUUACUCGGGUUCUGGAUGAUGGAGAGCUGUUAGUCCAGCAAACGAAAAACAGCGAUCGUACGCCGCUUGUUAGCGUUUUACUUGAAGGACCUCCACAUAGUGGCAAAACAUCCCUGGCUGCCAAGAUCUCCGAGGAAUCAAACUUCCCAUUCAUUAAGAUUUGCUCGCCGGAGAAGAUGAUCGGGUUCUCUGAGACAGCCAAGUGCCAGGCCAUAAAGAAGAUCUUUGAAGAUGCAUACAAGUCCCAGCUGAGCUGUGUUGUGGUUGAUGACAUUGAGAGACUCCUAGACUAUGUCCCUAUCGGUCCUCGCUUCUCCAACUUAGUGCUGCAGGCUUUACUUGUCCUUUUGAAGAAGGCCCCUCCUCAGGGUCGCAAGCUGCUAAUUAUUUGCACCACCAGCCGCAAGGAUGUGCUUCAGGAAAUGGAGAUGCUCGAUGCCUUUAGCACAACCAUCCGAGUCCCCAAUAUCGUCACAGGUGAACAGCUCAUGGAAGCUUUAGAGCUCCUGGGCGGUUUCAAGGACAACGAAAGAUCGGUAAUCGCUCAACAAGUUAAAGGCAAAAAAGUCUAUAUCGGAAUUAAAAAACUGCUGAUGCUGAUUGAGAUGUCCAUGCAGAUGGAUCCGGAAUAUCGGGUUAGCAAGUUCCUUGCUCUACUCAAAGAAGAGGCCACAGAACCUGUCCAUCGUGGCUAUGACU